Messenger RNA from Penicillium cinerascens, 774 nucleotides. RefSeq lists its product as uncharacterized. NCBI's taxonomy places the organism in Eukaryota, Fungi, Ascomycota, Eurotiomycetes, Eurotiales, Aspergillaceae. The record is from RefSeq and is a predicted model, not a curated record. The transcript has 2 exons. Gene Ontology annotation, molecular function: oxidoreductase activity, acting on the CH-OH group of donors, NAD or NADP as acceptor. The coding region runs from base 1 to 774 and encodes 257 amino acids.
AUGAAUCUAUUUUCACUCACGGGUAGAACUGCGCUGGUGACUGGCGGCACUCGAGGCAUCGGCCAGUCGAUGGCCAUUGCUUUAGCAGAGGCCGGUGCUGACAUUGUACUAGUCCAAAGAGACUCCAGCAACCCGGCAACGAAAGAGCAGAUCGAGAAGUUGGGCCGCAAAGCCACCAUCUACACAGCCGACCUGUCCUCGCAGGAAUCAGUAUCUGCGUUGGUUGACUCCGUCAUCAAGGGCGGCCAUGACAUCGACAUCCUCCUGAAUUGUGCGGGCAUUCAGCGACGGCAUCCGAGUCAUCUUUUCCCACAAGACGACUGGGAUGAGGUCCUGCAAGUUAACCUGACCACGGUCUUUACUCUCUGUCGCGACGUAGGCGCGUAUAUGCUCACGCGUACGCCGAACUCGUUCGGCCAGCGCGGCAGCAUCAUCAACGUGGCUUCUCUCGUGUCCUUUCAGGGUGGACUGACCGUACCGGCAUACGCGGCAGCCAAGGGUGGCGUAGCCCAAUUGACGAAGGCGCUGUCGAACGAGUGGGCGUCCAAAGGAAUCAACGUCAAUGCUAUCGCACCGGGCUAUGUUGCGACCGACAUGAACGCCGCCCUCAUUCAGGACAAGGAACGCGCUGCCAGUAUUCUCGGGCGUAUCCCUGCAGGACGAUGGGGAAGCCCGGAUGAUUUCAAGGGACCGGUGGUGUAUCUGGCCAGCCAGGCCAGCGCGUACGUGAGCGGCGAAGUGCACACGGUCGACGGAGGCUGGAUGGGUCGGUAA